This is a messenger RNA of Plasmopara halstedii, 960 nucleotides long. Its product is annotated as serine threonine-protein phosphatase pp2a. Gene Ontology annotation, biological process: mitotic cell cycle; peptidyl-serine dephosphorylation. NCBI's taxonomy places the organism in Eukaryota, Oomycota, Peronosporomycetes, Peronosporales, Peronosporaceae. The record is from RefSeq and is a predicted model, not a curated record. Gene Ontology annotation, molecular function: protein serine/threonine phosphatase activity. The transcript has a single exon. The coding region runs from base 1 to 960 and encodes 319 amino acids. Gene Ontology annotation, cellular component: cytosol.
AUGGACUCACGCGGCGAGAUGAAGGCGCUGGAUGCGCAGAUCGAGCGUCUGCGUCGUGCAGAGAACCUUACAGAAACAGAGAUUUAUGAGCUCUGCCAAAAAGCUAAGGAAAUUCUAGCGGGCGAGUCUAAUGUACAGCCCGUCAAAUGCCCUGUAACGGUCUGUGGUGACAUCCAUGGCCAGUUUUACGACCUUCUCGAACUUUUCCGAAUAGGUGGUGUCUGCCCAGAUACUAACUACUUGUUUAUGGGUGACUAUGUCGAUCGUGGCUAUUAUUCGCUCGAAAGCGUUGCUCUCUUGGUUGCACUUAAAGUGCGGCACCGUGAGCGUAUCACCAUCUUGCGUGGCAACCACGAAAGUCGUCAGAUUACGCAGGUAUAUGGAUUUUACGACGAGUGUUUGCGUAAAUACGGCAACGCAAAUGUCUGGAAGUACUUUACCGAUCUAUUUGACCACCUGCCAAUGACGGCGCUCAUCGAGAACCGCGUCUUCUGCAUGCAUGGCGGCCUAUCGCCCUCAAUUGACACGUUAGACCACGCACGCGCACUUGAUCGCGUGCAGGAAGUGCCUCAUGAAGGACCUAUGUGUGAUCUAGUGUGGUCUGACCCUGACGACCGUUGUGGAUGGGGCAUUUCCCCUCGUGGUGCCGGCUAUACCUUUGGUCAGGACAUUACGGAGCAGUUUAAGCGCAGUAAUGGUCUUACGUUUAUUGCGCGCGCCCAUCAGCUGGUUAUGGAAGGAUAUCAGUGGACCCAUAAUCGCGGUGUCGUAACCAUUUUUAGUGCCCCUAAUUACUGCUACCGCUGUGGUAACCAGGCAGCGCUUAUGGAGAUUGAUGAAGUCAUGGCAGAUCGCAGCGGAGACAAAGUAUACGAGACGUGCAAAUUUAUUCAAUUCGAUCCUGCUCCCCGUGACAGCAACUUUAACGAGAAGAAGCGCACUCCUGACUACUUCUUGUAG